This is a messenger RNA of Polypterus senegalus (gray bichir), 2159 nucleotides long. RefSeq names its product membrane protein, palmitoylated 3a (MAGUK p55 subfamily member 3) (gene mpp3a). Gene Ontology annotation, cellular component: plasma membrane; cell-cell junction. Gene Ontology annotation, molecular function: protein binding. The transcript has 20 exons. The coding region runs from base 215 to 1966 and encodes 583 amino acids. The record is from RefSeq and is a predicted model, not a curated record. NCBI's taxonomy places the organism in Eukaryota, Metazoa, Chordata, Cladistia, Polypteriformes, Polypteridae.
CGUGCUAGCGAUAGACGGCGAAUUGCUUUGCAUGUGGCACAUCCCAGUCGCAGGCUCGCAGUCUCCGCUUCAACACGUUAUCAAAUUGUUCAGUCGGAGCCCGCCGAGGAUUCUGGAGGAUUGUGGAGGCUGGGCGUCGCAACAGCUGCUGACCGGAGAAGCCCAAGCCCGGGCGUAGUGUUCCCGAUAGGCGGCUGGGGGUCGAGGCAGAUCGAUGAAAGAAGCCAUGCCGGUCCUGUCCGCAGGAACAGGAUUGCACGAGACGUUGGCUUUGCUCACCUCGCAGCUUCACCCCGAUGCCAACCGGAAAGAAGACAUGGGCUUCCUGAAAGACGUCUUCAGCGAAAAGAGCCUGAGCUAUCUGAUGAAGAUCCAUGAAAAGCUGCGACAGUACGAGCGACAAAGCCCCACUCCGGUCCUCCACAGCGCCGCCUCUCUGGCAGACGAUGUGGCAGAAGAGCUCCAGAGUGGGCCCAUGAGCGUCGAUGAGAAGGAGCUUCUCCAGCUAUUGACGGGUCCACAUCUCAAGGCGGUCCUCACCGUCCAUGACACAGUCGCACAGAAGAACUUUGAUCCGGUGCUCCCACCGCUUCCAGACGACUUUGAGGACGAACUUGAAGAGGAGUCUGUGAAGAUCGUGCGGCUGGUCAAGAACAAAGAGCCUCUGGGAGCAACAAUCCGACGUGAUGAGAGCACAGGCGCCAUCGUGGUGGCCAGGAUCAUGCGAGGUGGAGCUGCCGACCGCAGUGGCCUUGUCCAUGUUGGUGAUGAGUUGAGGGAAGUCAACGGUGUCUCCAUUGUGCAGAAGCGGCCAGACGAGAUCAGUCAGAUCCUGGCCCAGUCUCAGGGGUCCAUCACACUGAAGAUCAUCCCGGCGAUAAAAGAGGAAGACCGGCUGAAGGAAAGCAAGGUGUUCAUGAGGGCCUUGUUUGACUACAUCCCCUUGGAAGACAAAGCCACUCCCUGCCAGGAGGCCGGCCUGCCCUUCAAGAAAGGGGACAUCCUGCAGGUGGUGAGUCAAGAUGACCAGACCUGGUGGCAGGCCAAGAGAGUGGGAGACCAUAACCUGCGAGCUGGCCUCAUCCCCUCCAAGCAGUUUCAGGAACGACGACUUGCCUACAGGAUAAAAAUGGGCACCCUGCAGACCCCCUGCUCCCCCCGACGGCCGCUAUAUGACCAGGCCUGUGAUAAAGAGGACUGCGACUGUGAAGGCUACUUCAAUGGACAGUACAUAGCGGGACUGCGCCGGAGUUUUCGCCUCAGCAGAAAGGAGAGGCAGGCGGCACAAAACGAAGCCAAACAGACGGAGCCCGCCGAGCCGGAGAUCCUGAGCUAUGAGGAGGUCACGCAGUACCAGAUGCACCCCAGCGAGCGACCUCGGCUGGUCAUUCUCAUCGGAUCUCUGGGGGCGCGGAUCAAUGAGCUCAAGCAGAAGGUGAUUGCCGAGGACCCCCAGCACUACGGAGUGGCCGUCCCUCACACCACAAGGCCCAAGAAAAGCCAGGAGAAGGAAGGGGUGGAAUAUCACUUUGUGUCCAAGCAGACGUUUGAAGGGGACGUCCAGAAUAACAAAUUUGUCGAACACGGAGAGUACAAGGACAACCUGUACGGCACGAGCCUGGAGGCCAUUCGCAGCGUCCUCACCAAAAACAAGCUAUGCCUGGUGGACGUCCAGCCAGAGGCGCUGAAAAUCCUACGGACAGAAGAGUUUAAGCCUUAUGUCAUCUUUGUGAAGCCACGUCUGCUGGAGGGGCGCCGGAGACGCAGCGCUGGUGCAGGAGAGCAGGAAGAGGAGCAGCAGGAAAUGCGCCAGUCAGCCAUCUUCAUCGAGGAGCAGUACGGGCAUCUGGUAGACAAGGUGCUGGUGAAGGACGACCUGUCUAACGCCUGCUUGGAGCUCAAGAGCAUCCUUGAGAGGCUGGAGAGGGAGCCCCUCUGGGUACCAGUUAGCUGGGUUCGGCCCUGAAGACCACCAGCUCACCGCCCCCGGAGGUCCCGUCUCUGUCCAGAUGUCCUGCCCGGGUCGAGGGGAGGCUCGCCGACUCUGCACAAUUGUCUUUAUUUUUUCAUGAUCUCGCUGAACACACAAGCAAUAUUUCAUUUGAUGAAAGCUUUCAGCACUGGGACAAAUAAAAACCUUUUUAUGCAGAUUGAACAGU